Molecule: messenger RNA, 1126 nt
Organism: Eleginops maclovinus (Patagonian blennie)
Lineage: Eukaryota; Metazoa; Chordata; Actinopteri; Perciformes; Eleginopidae
Product: ecto-ADP-ribosyltransferase 4-like
Exons: 2
Coding region: 71-910 (279 amino acids)
Molecular function (GO): NAD+-protein-arginine ADP-ribosyltransferase activity; NAD+ poly-ADP-ribosyltransferase activity
Source: RefSeq, a predicted model, not a curated record
GAUUUGUGACCAGCCCCUCACGAAGGCAAGGUAUACAGUAUACUCAAAGCAGUAUGUAUAUGCUUUGAGUAUGUGCGUUGAUUCAACAGACUUCCUGACUGCAGUGAUGAAGGGCAACAUGUGGAUCUUUGCUACACUGAGUCUACUCCUUUGCUGGAUGAUGCCCGUUGACUCCAUGGUGAUACGUUUUAACUUUCCUCUACAAAAACACAACAUCCCACUGAGCAUGGUUGAAAAUUCGGUUGAUGACAUGUAUUUUGGCUGCGAAAAAGAAAUGGAGUAUUUAGUGAAGGAUAAAUUCUUUCCGGAAGAACAAUGCAUGAAAGAAUUCCGAGAACACUGGAGGGUGGCAAAAUCUUGUGCGAAAAAGAAACAGAGAAAGGAUAAGGAUCUUACCAUGGAUCACAUGAAGGCAAUCUGUAUUUACACAGCUCACAAUGUGUACAGGAAGUUUAAUACUGCAGUCCGGACAAAAGGGUGUAUCUAUCGCUCCAAAUUCCAGUACCACUCUCUACAUUACCUGUUGACUUCUGCCAUACAGAUCUUAAAUAACAACUACUCCUGUCACUCUACUUUCAGACGAACCAAGGAUAUUUAUACUGGUGAAGUCAACCAAAAAAUUCGGUUUGGCUCUUUUACCUCAACAUCUUACAAACCAAAUUUGACGCACUUCGGUAAAAAGACCUGCUUCAAAAUUAAGACCUGUCUAGGCGCUUUUCUGAAAAAAUAUCCAGUCCUUGGUGAUCAUGAGAAAGAAGUUCUCAUCCCUCCCUAUGAAAUAUUCAACAUAACUGAGAUAAUCAAUGAUCCAAACAAAAUUCAAGGUCUGGAGGAUUGUGAAGUUGUCUUUGUCUUGGUGAGUGCAGGGGUCAAGAGCAAUCUGAACUGCAAUGUUGUGCAUUUUAAAUGAAGCUGUAUUGCUCCAACCAAUGGAAAAUACUAUGUUCAUAAAUGAAUUAGUUACACGCUGUUAAACAUGGCUUAAUAUUUUUUGUAAACUUGUUUGAUCCAUUUCUCCAACAACGUGGUAAUUUUUUUUUGUCCAAAUACUAAGACUUUUUAGAACUUUGAUUGUUGUAAUUGUUAAAAAGAAACUUAAAAUAACUGCUUUUGCUUAAGUAAUUAA